Molecule: messenger RNA, 3812 nt
Organism: Psylliodes chrysocephalus
Lineage: Eukaryota; Metazoa; Arthropoda; Insecta; Coleoptera; Chrysomelidae
Source: the annotation of a GenBank genome assembly
CCAUAGUUUUUCAUAAGAAUUUUACUUCAAGGUACUCUUCAUCUAUGAUUUGGUAGAUUUCUCCAACAUAUUUUACAACCCGUUUCUCCGUAUUAAAUUUCAUGAGUAUAAACUCUCCACAUUGAAAUUUCUGUCGUUUUUCAUUCUGCUUGUUGUCUUGAUUUUGCAUUUAUAGAUUAUCCUCAUUAUCACUGGGCUCUUUAUCCUCGGUCUCAAUAUCACUGGAUUCUUCUUCGAUCAGUUCUUUAUUCUCACUUUAAGAAGAAAGUUCCUAUUUAUUGGACUUUUUUUUUAACAAAUUCCUUUUGCUUAGAUUAUUGUACUGCCAUCGUGGUCUCGUCUGAUUUUCCUACUUCUCUCCUGGAGCAACAUUUAGUUUCUUCCAUCUGUCGGACUUACCGGGUUUUACAUUUCGUGUCGACUCAAACAUAUUUUUUGCCUCUAGUUCUACUAAUGUAGACCAGGAAAUCAAUCUUUCCCUAUGGGGACAGGUUCUGUAAUGAUCAGAAUCAGAAUGAAGAUCAUGAAAUGGAAGACAACCUCGAACAAGAAGAAAAAAAGUGAGCAAACUUCAAGAGACCGUUCAUUAAUUCGCCCUCCUGAAAGAUUCAACGACUUGAUCAUGACAGCCGUAGGGGAGAUAGAAAAAAAUGACUAUAAACCGUCACGUUUUAAAAAAGCCAUUACAUGUCAUCAAAAAGAUAAGUGGUUAGAAGCUAUUCAGAAUGAAAUGAUAUCACUAAAGGAUAAUACUACUUGGGAGAUAGUAGACUUACCGAAAAAUAGAAAAACACUUCCAUGUAUGUGGGUCUAUAAAGACAAAUCCAGAUGGUACCAUAGAACGCUACAAAGCUAGACUGGUAAUUAAAGGUUACUCACAGAAGAAGGGAGUUGACUACGAUAAAACUUCUAGUCCAGUAGCUAAGAUGAGCACAAUUAGAACUCUGUUAAGUGUAGCAGCCAAUGAAAGUAUGGUUCGUACUCAAUUUGAUGUCUUAACAGCAUUUUUAAAUGGUUCUCCUAGUGAAGAAAUAUUUAUGAGACAAGAUAAGGGUUUUAGUGAUGGACAGAAAAGGCCUGCAAGUUAAAUAAAAGUCUUUACGGAUCUAAACAGGCCCCAAGGUGUUGGAAUGAAUGUGUUUAUAAAUUUCUAGUGACUGUCGGCUUUAUACAGAGCCAAGCUGAUCCAUGUCUAUAUAUAAGAAGCUCAUACUUGCUUUGUAUGUAGAUGAUGGGCUUAUCGCUUCUUCUGACAAAACUGAUGCUCAAAUAUUUCUUGAAGAGCUGAGAGAAAAGUUCAAAAUUACAACAAAGCCAGCUUCGUAUUUUUUAGGUUUGGAAUUGAAUUUCAGGGAAGAUGAAUCCAUUGAAAUUAGUCAGAGAGCCUAUACGAAAAAAGUUUUAGAAAAAUUUGAUAUGACCAAUUGCAAAUCUGUAAAAAUCCCAAGCGUGCUAUUAAAAAAAUGGAAAUUUUCUUUUCUAGUAAGUUAAAUUUAAUGUGUAAUUAUUGUUGUUUGUAAGUCAGGAUUUAUGACUUUAUUAUUUUUUAAUAUAGAAUUUUGUAGGGGCGGCUUGAGACCAAAAUUUUGGGGGUUCACAGUAGCAGAAUAUAGAUCCCGGUAUAGAUAUAGGUAAAAAACUGUCAGUGUUUUUAAAAGGUAUAUUAUAAACUUUCUAAAACACUGAAAGUUUUUUCGUACAUCUGUACUGAUACCUAUAUUCUGUCACUAUGAAUCAGCCCACAAGCCGCCACUGGAAUUUUGUAAUUAAAUAAACUACACUCUGUAAGAUACGGGUUGUGACUAUUUACCAAUAAAUAUAUAUUAUUUAGAAAUAUAUACAUUAUUUAACUUACACUAGGAGCUUUAAAAAGACUUGGAUUUUUAUCUCCUUGUGUUUUUUUUUAAUUUUAUAUCGGAUUUAUAUCCCGCUUUUCAACCCGAAACGAAGCAAACCCUGCUUCGCCGUUUUUUGUUACUCAUUGUUACUUGUAGUCAGGUUCUUUAUUUCAGCUUAUUUUUAUUCUUUUCACUAAAUUUUACAAAAAUCACUUUAAUUCCCAUUGACUUGCAUAGAAAAUAGACGUCGUUAUUUUGCCACCCGCCAACAACAGUAGUUUUUCGGAACUCCAUAAAAAUAGGGACGGAAAUUUGAAAUUUGAUCGAGGCCGAUUCGCAUGGAUAAGUUGUUAUGACGUCUAAUAAACGCAUGGUACCAACUAUUACCCAGUCUGUUAUCGGUAAAACUAUUUAAUCUACGCCCUUGCCUAAGUAAAUAUUAUCUUUAUCUAAGGGAAAUCCCCAUUCCGCAGCAUAUAAAAUAAAAUUGUUUAGAACAGUUUCCUUCUCCUUUGUCAAUGAAGUCUGUCCUUCAUAAGUUUUCAUAUAUGUUUAUUAUGAAAUUUUCUAGUUCAUCUUUACUAAAAUCAUGGUAUUUCUGCUUAGCUAAUACUCUUUUAUAUUUAUUUGGUAUUUUCUCAAGUCAACCAAAAUCUGUAACAAAAAUUAACAAAUAUUAAAAUUAACAAAAGUGAGGUAUAGAACUCUUUAAGAAGGCAAUAAACUACUCUAAAAAAUAUAUUACAUGAAAUUUUCUCAUACUGAUACCUGAGGGUGAUCCUUAUUAUAUACUAUAUCAAAAAACAUGGUUUUCCUACCUUUUAUUCAGAUUUUUUUACAGGGUAAAUAAAAUAUCUAUUAACAAGUUUUUGCAGUUGAAAAUAUAAUUUUACCAUCGAAGAACACUUUACAAAUUUUAUGGAUGUUACAACUAUUUUCUAAUAGAUGGCAACAAUAGUUAAACAAAUAAUUCAGUGCUGUGUCAAGUCACCCACUUCUACUCAAUUUUCAAACACUCAAAUUGCAAAAGAUUUAGUAUGGUUAUGUUUGAGUCAUAUAGUGCAGCAAUUUGAAACAAUAUAUGAAACCAAACCAUGGUGAAAAAAGCUUGUCUGCAAACUUGUUUUGUUAGAAUGACUGAUACAGCCUAAUUAUUAUAUUACAGUUGCUUUUAUUGCAAUAAUAUUUUAUUAAAAUGUUUCUGUCUUAAAAUGACUUCCUAAUACUUCUAAAUAGCCGCCGUAUUUAACAAAAAUUCAAGACAGUUCUAAGCUAAAUUUUUUGGAGGUUUUACUAGUUUAUAAGAUAAAGCUAAAAUUACUAAAUAUUUAUUUAAAUUGAAUAUUAGAAAUGUGAAUCAAACACGAAGCGCUAAAAAAUUCGUAUUGUAUGUGUUAUAAAAUUAACCAUAAUUUUUGCCGUAUCCAAAUACGAUUUUAUUGUGGGUCAUAAAUUAUAUCUAAACCGCGUUAUUGACAACUCUUGGGUAGCUACUACCAUUUUAAUAUUAUCAUCUUAAAUUUCUCUUCUAUGACAAAUCUUAAAUUAAUGUGUUUUCCCCAGAUAUGUACAUUUAAAAAACUAAAAUGUUACUGAUUUUAAUAUGCAAUAUAACCUUAAAAUUAAAAAAUUAUAAAACAGUUAUAAAAGUUAAAAAAACUAACGGGUAACUUCAUUCAACAAACCUUAUACAACCAAAUAGUUCUGUUAUACUGCUUAUUACUGUUGAAAGAAUGUUCCAAAAAUGUUCUUAGCUAAUAUUCUGUUUUAUAAAUUUUGUUUUGUAAACAUUCUUUCAGCUUUUAUAAAAUAUUAAAUUGUUACUUGGGUGACCAGUAAGAAUAUUCUAACAAAUAAUGCUUAUUUGUUAUUUAUAUUAAUAUUAUUUUUCAUUAUCAUGUUACUUUAAAAUAAUACUAUAUGCAUCUCUACAUUUUAAUUUAUUUAUUAGAUGUAAUGGCGUCCCCGUCGAUC